Molecule: messenger RNA, 2026 nt
Organism: Rhizopus microsporus ATCC 52813
Lineage: Eukaryota; Fungi; Mucoromycota; Mucoromycetes; Mucorales; Rhizopodaceae
Product: kinase-like protein
Exons: 7
Coding region: 118-1872 (584 amino acids)
Biological process (GO): peptidyl-threonine phosphorylation; peptidyl-serine phosphorylation
Molecular function (GO): protein serine/threonine/tyrosine kinase activity; protein serine/threonine kinase activity; ATP binding
Source: RefSeq, a predicted model, not a curated record
AGAUUUCUUCCUUCACAAGAUGGUCGCCGAAACUGAAACCUUUUCAUUCCAAGCUGAAAUCUCUCAAUUGAUGAGUUUGAUCAUCAAUACCUUCUUUUCCAGGCGUCGUUAGACCAAAUGAGCGAGCCAAUGAAACAAGAACGAACAAUGAAAGCAUUAAGCGGUAGUAAUACUCGAUUACCUAUACCCGUUCAAAAUAGACAAUCUGGCAUAUUCAAAAGUGUUGAUAAGGGCAAAUGCAAAAAUGCUGAGCAAACAACAGGCUAUGACUGCAGCAGCGGUAGUAGUAGCAGUAGCAGCGAAAGUGAAAGUGAAACACAAACACCUGGAGAAACGGUCACGCUAAAUAAGCAACAUAAGGAAGAUCAGAUGUCUAUCAUGCAAACAACAAAGCUUCGAAAGCCAGAGAUCUUUGCCUCUAAAUCAGUUAAAAGCCUACCUUCUUAUUCAUCGAGAUUUAUUUCUUGUCCAACAAAUGAUUUACUACAUGAUCAACUUGCAAAAGAUCGCGAGAAAUUAACAAAGACUAGCGCUAGUUUAAUUUCUGCCCAAGGUGUGAUCAGUCAGCCCGAGGAAGAGACAGCUAGUAGCAAUUCCAUUGAACCCAAUCGUAUCGAAAAAAUUCACGAAAGGCUACAAUGCUUAGUUGAAGGGGAAGACGUGAAAGAUGGUUCGACAGCGAUUGACUAUAAGAAAGAAAAGGGGACUAUCGAAGCUGUGAACGCCAAAAUGGCUCUUCAUCGAUUCAAACCAUAUUUAUCACCAUAUGAACAAACAGAGAUCUUAAAGUAUCACUCUGUUUACUGUGUUGGCUCCUAUGCCAAAAAGCAUUGGGCUACUACUGAUCAGACAACCCUCAAUUAUGGAUAUGAUGACGAGAAAGGUGAUUAUCAAAUUGUCAUUAGGGAUCAUUUGAAUUACCGGUAUGAGAUUAUCGAGAGCCUCGGCAAAGGGUCCUUUGGUCAAGUUGUUAAAUGUAGAGACAUGAAGCCACAAUCUAAAGAUAAAAAUCAAGUCAACAAUAUUGUAGCUGUCAAGAUCAUUCGGAACAAAAAGAGAUUUCACGCUCAAGCACUGACUGAGAUUAAAAUAUUAGAAAAAUUAAUGCAACUGGACCCUCAUAACAAGUAUUUCAUUGUGAGAAUGUUGGAUAACUUUUACUUUAGAGAGCAUUUAUGCAUUGUAUUUGAAUGUCUAAGCUUAAACCUUUAUGAAGUCUUGCAGCAAAACUCGUACCAAGGCUUUAGCAUUGGCUUAGUAAAAAGAUUUGCUCAUCAGAUAUUGUCAGCUUUGAAGCUAUUGAGCGAUCAUAAGAUUAUACAUUGCGAUCUUAAACCAGAAAAUAUUCUACUGAAACAGCCUGAUAAAAGUGGGAUAAAGAUAAUCGACUUUGGAAGCUCAUGCUUCGUAAAUGAAAGAGUAUAUUCAUAUAUUCAGAGCAGGUUUUAUCGUGCACCUGAAGUUAUAUUGGGAUUAGAAUAUGGCUUACCUAUAGACAUGUGGAGUACGGGCUGUAUAUUAGCCGAGUUAUAUACAGGUCGACCUUUGUUCCCUGGAGAAAACGAACCUGAUCAAUUAGCGUGUAUUAUGCAACUGCUGGGCGUGCCAGAUAAGCAAUAUCUGGAUCGAUGUGCCAGAAAAAAGCAAUUCUUUGACAUGUACGAUCAGCCUAGGAAAUCAAUUAAUUCAAAAGGGAAAAAAAGAAAGCCAAACUCCAUGACCUUCACCGAAGCAUUAAAAAGAUCAUCCCAUGACGCUUAUGAUAGAGAAUUUGUUGACUUUAUCAACAAAUGCCUUACAUGGGAGCCAUCAGAAAGAAUGACCCCAGAAAAAGCACUUAAUCAUCCAUGGAUGAAAGCAGCCAAGAAAUAACCUUUUACACACAAACUGCCCAUGUACACUUUCUUGUUUAUUUGAACUUUCGUAAAUAAUAGCAUACCCUUACUCAUUUACUUUAUACUACUUUAUUUUUUGUUCCAUUAUAAAUAUAUGAUAAAUAUAGUAAAGCGCCAAUACUAGUCAAAGA